Messenger RNA from Folsomia candida, 1780 nucleotides. RefSeq lists its product as uncharacterized. The record is from RefSeq and is a predicted model, not a curated record. The coding region runs from base 35 to 1051 and encodes 338 amino acids. The transcript is spliced from 7 exons. NCBI's taxonomy places the organism in Eukaryota, Metazoa, Arthropoda, Collembola, Entomobryomorpha, Isotomidae.
ACCUCGCAACAAUUCUAGUGCAACAAAAUACAAAAUGAGUAAAAUUCCUCAAACUAUUUUACUCUUCUCAUUUUACUUGGUUAUCGGAAAUUUCCCUAUUUGCAAUGGAUUUGUUCCCGGUGGAAGCAAGCUAUUAGUUGGAAUGGGAAUGGGUUACAGCUAUCCGUACCCAUCGCAUCGAGAAUCCACAGCACUCGACAACUACUUGAAGUCAAAACUGAAAACUGAAAACUUUACCAAACUUCUGCUGGCGGAAAAUCCAGAUAAUUCAUUAACACUGGAACAAUUGGAUACUUUGGAAAUCCCCAAUUUUUCCGAAGUUACCAUAAAGAACAACUUUGUCAACAUGGAUGUGUCAUUUAAGAAAACCACCCUUUCGAACUUUGGAACAAAAGUUGGCCCACGUUGCAUCUCUGUCAAUUUAAAGGAAAGUCAAAUUUCGGUGGGAUUUUCCGCUUAUAAUUUGAUCCUGUCAGGCGAUUAUACUGCACAGGGAUCCCUGUUGAAUGGUAGCAUGCCACUUAAAUCCAACGGAAACUGGUCGACCCAGCUCUUGAUGUCGUGCACAUUCAAUUCCAACUUCCAUUAUGUCAACCAAUCCUAUAUCAUGCUUGACACGGACGCAGACGCUAAUAUAAUCGAUUUUCGGUGUGAUAAAGCUGGUGACAUGUAUGGUUGGUCUGGUAACGUCGGAUGUGAUGCAAUGCGAGGGAUAUAUUUUGCCUCUAUUUACCCAAAUGACGCAGAAAGCAGUGGUUUUGAUGGUAUAUUUUCUAAUAUUGAGAAGACAAACAACGUGACUGGAGUGAAACGUUAUGUGGAGAAGAUGUUGCGACAUGAAAUGGAACCCUUGUCCGCAGCAAGUGUAGCAGAUCGUGAUGGAGUCAUAAGGACAAAGUUUGUCCCCUUGUUUUACAAAUAUGUGACAAAUUUGGCGAAGGAAAAAUCAGUUUUUGAAAUGAUGAACUUUUCCAUUAUGCAACACUUCUUUUAUCCGAGACAAAAUACCAGAGAGAUGAGUCCAGCGGCUACGUCAACUAUGGAUAAUUGAAAACAAGCAUAAUUCUUGUUGUUCUACCCAUAUUUAUACCGCUGAGUAUACGACAAUCUUUAAUAGCGACAUUUUUCUCAGAAUAAAAAUAAAUAUUAUUCAGGAACACUUUCUUCUGAUAAGUAACGUUGAUCUAUUCAACUUAUAAAAGUUUUGUUAGAUUAGUACAAAAUCAUUUAGAUAGGGAGAACCUUGUUCAGAAAAUUAUGUACUAUAAAAUCUUUAUUAAUUGAAUCGUCAAGAUUAAAUCAUCAAUUUGACAAUUUUUCGAUAGUAAAUAAUCGAAAUUCUGUGUUAAAUUGUUUCCAUUACAACUUCAUUAAAAUGUAGUUUGCAGUUUGUUAAACAAUAAAUUUUCUCACGUUAACAUUUGCUCGCAAAAUUUGUACCAAUGUAUUAUUCAGUCAUUGAAUGAUUAAAUCAAGCUGCAAUUUAAAUAUGAAGAGGAUGACAGUUUAUUUAUUACAAACUCGUCGCAGUAUAUUUGCUUGGAGUUGACGUGGUAAAUUGUGCCCGCAAAUUAUAGUGCUAUUGUAAGUCAAACCGAUAUUGGAGAUUAAAUACAUUAACUUGCUCAGCUAAAAUGUCCAUGUUAAAACAACUAACUUAAAUAUGAAAUUUAUGUAACAAUAGAUAUGUAAUGUAUACGUCUUAAUUAAACACUUAAAAAAACAGAAGGGUAUCCAUAUCAGUCACAAAUUAAUCUGUAAUAAAUCUUUAAUAAGUAAA